Messenger RNA from Dermacentor andersoni, 1935 nucleotides. RefSeq names its product arylsulfatase B-like. Gene Ontology annotation, molecular function: sulfuric ester hydrolase activity. The record is from RefSeq and is a predicted model, not a curated record. NCBI's taxonomy places the organism in Eukaryota, Metazoa, Arthropoda, Arachnida, Ixodida, Ixodidae.
GCCAACUUUCCAACGAGUGGCCGGUGUGUUGAGUUUUGAAAACCCUCGCAAGCCGGAGGCCUGCCGCACCUCGUGGAACCGGCCGACAUUUUUACACGCGCAGCUCGAGCGGCAGUGCUAUGAACGAGUGGAAACCCCCGAUCCUUAUGUCGUGCUUCGUGCUUGAGUGGGCCAUCACGCUACUGUUCGGAGUGACGGUGCAACCACUGGCAGCUACCAACAGCGGCGCUUCGCAGAGGCCACAUAUUAUCUACAUAAUGGGUGACGACGUGGGCUGGGAUGACGUCAGCUUCCACGGGUCCAGACAGAUCCCGACGCCCAACUUGGACGCCUUGGCGUGGGAUGGAGUCUUGCUCAACGGCUACUACGCGCAGCCGAUGUGCUCCCCUUCCCGGGCUGCUUUGCUCACGGGGCUCUACCCCAUACGUUACGGCUUGCAAGGCAGCGCGUACAUGCCCCCUGAAGAGGGGCUUCCGUUACAGCUGCCCAUGCUUUCAGAGCACCUGAAGAAUUUGGGCUACAGAAAUCACAUGGUCGGCAAGUGGCACCUCGGCCAUUCGUCCUGGAACCACACUCCAACGAUGCGGGGAUUCGACAGUUUUCUCGGCUACGUGACAGGAACGCAGGACUACUACACCCAUGUAUUCGAGUUGCUAGGAAUGUGUGGAUUUGACUUUUGGUUCAACCGUCAACUUCUAUGGAACGCAAGUGGCACCUACACGACGCACCUGCUCACGCAGCGAGCUGUCAGCGUCAUCAAACAGCACGAUGUAUCGAAGCCUCUGUUCCUGUACAUAGCGCACCAGGCGGCACAUGGCAUCAACAUUAAAGGCCACCUUCAGGCGCCGAUGAAGAAUAUCAAGAAGUUCUCGCACAUAAAAAACGAGGAGCGGAGACUCUUAGCAGCCGUGGUGGACACCUUGGACGAGAGCGUGGGCACCGUGGUCGAAGCGUUGCACGCCAAGGGCAUGCUGGCCAACGCCAUCCUCAUCUACACGAGCGACAAUGGCGCGAUGUACCAGGGAGUCAUGAGCAACCGGGGCUCCAACUGGCCCCUGCGCGGCACCAAGUUCACCACGUGGGAAGGAGGCGUCCACCUGCCGGCGUUCGUGUGGUCUCCGCUACUUCGUCGCACACGGCGCGUCUCCUGGGAGCUGAUGCACGUCGUAGACUGGGCGCCCACUCUGUACCACGCUGCCGGCGGCGACGUUAAAGACCUGGGCGUUAUCGAUGGCCUAGACCAGUGGGAGGCUCUCUCGCUAGGCAACCCAUCGCCGCGCCAAGAGCUGCUCAUCAACCACGACCCGACCAAAAGAGUCGGCACCGCACUGAGGGUGGGCAAGUACAAGCUGGUCGUCGGCACGCUCCACAAUGGCACCUUGGACGCACACGUAAACACUCGCAGUGACCAGGACACACCCACCAACACGGACCUGGACGAGGUCAUGGAGAACUCGGCAGUGGGCAGGACGCUCAGAAAGUACUACCGCGUGAGUCAACUGCCGAUACAGCAAGGCUGGAGAAAAGAAGCAGUCAUCGACUGUGGAAAAGAUUCCACCACCAACUUCAAGUCAUUCCGAGAGUCCUACCUUUUUGACAUCGCCAACGACCCGUGCGAAUUGAGGGACAUCUCACAAGAAGAGCCUAAAAUUCUGCAGCACAUGAUGGAGAGGUUACGACACUACGAGUCAGUUGCCGGGCCGCCAAAGGAAGACCUGCUCGAUUACAGAGGCUUUCCGGAACGCAACAAUUGCACCUGGUCUCCCUGGGUCGGCAAGAGGAGCAGCCCGCUAACCCGGUGCAGUCACGAGUCCAUCGCCUCACUCGCCAGGGCGAUGUUAGAGCGUCCCUAAGUUGCUCCAAGUGACGUGAAGCAACGUCUUGUAAACUUAGCAACAAACUUUCUAAAUAAAGUAAGUUUUCUUUCAUGUUAAA